AUGCAUUCGAUAGAGCAGCUUCAGCUGCAGUUGCAGUCCAAGGCAGCGCUAUCGGAUAGCGACGAACAGCACGAGGAACAGGAGCAGCAGCCGGAACAGCACCAUGAGGAUGACAGCGAGGAGGCGAUUGUUGACGAGGCCCACUCCGAGGACAUCGGCAGUGCCGAACAGGAUCUACCCGUUAAAGAUGCCGAUCCCGAACUAUCCCUAACCAUGCCCAGCUCCACAGAGUCGCCCGCGAUCGAGGUGCGACUGAAGCAGAUCGCACAGGACUUCGAGAAAAUGGCCAGCUCACAUGAGGUUCAGCGAAAUGGCGCCAAGGACGAAAUGACGCCACAAUCCUCCCUCUCCCUCAGUGAUCUUAUACGCACCCUGCGCCCCAACGAGAAGCAGAUCAUCCCACAAAUCGAUUCGGAUUAUUCGAAUGCUAUGCGCGUCCUGGGCAAGACCUCGGCCGUCAUGAACAACGAGGACUCUCGAAAAUUUAAAGUUCUGUCCGACGCACACACCUUAGUUGUCUAG
Scaptodrosophila lebanonensis is the source of this 522-nucleotide messenger RNA. RefSeq lists its product as uncharacterized. The coding region runs from base 1 to 522 and encodes 173 amino acids. The transcript has a single exon. The record is from RefSeq and is a predicted model, not a curated record. NCBI's taxonomy places the organism in Eukaryota, Metazoa, Arthropoda, Insecta, Diptera, Drosophilidae.